Pongo pygmaeus (Bornean orangutan) is the source of this 273-nucleotide messenger RNA. RefSeq names its product non-histone chromosomal protein HMG-17. The record is from RefSeq and is a predicted model, not a curated record. Gene Ontology annotation, biological process: chromatin organization. Gene Ontology annotation, cellular component: chromatin; nucleus. Lineage: Eukaryota; Metazoa; Chordata; Mammalia; Primates; Hominidae. Gene Ontology annotation, molecular function: nucleosomal DNA binding. The transcript has a single exon.
AUGCCCAAGAGAAAGGCUGAAGGGGAUGCUAAAGAAGAUAAGGCCAAGAUAAAGGACAAACUACAGGGAAGAUCCACAAGGUUGUCUGGUAAGCCUGCUCUGCCAAAGCCACAGCUGAAGCCUAAAAAGGCCCCUACAAAGAAGGGAGAGAAAAUAUCCUAAGGGGAAAAAGGAAGAGCCAACUCUGACAAAGAGGUGAAUAACCCUGCAGAAAAUGGAGAUGCCAGAACAGAAAAGGCACAGAAAGCUGAAGGUGCUGGAGAUGCCAAGUGA